GGAGGCGGCUCUCUGGGCGCGGACCCGCCACCCGCUCCUCCCCGGGCGCCCCCGCCCGGCCUGGUGGUACGGUCCGAGCUUAAAAAGCCCCGGCGGCCGCGGGCUGGCAUAGUGUGUGGGCGGCGGCGGCGCGCGAGACCUCGGGCGCGGUGGCGCGGGCGCGCGAGCGGGGGCCGGGGCAGGGCCUGGGGCGCCGUCCACGUGGUUGGCGGGCUGCCACCCGGAGCCGGCGGCUGCGGAGGGACAGGCCCAUUCCUGGGUGUAGCUGCUGGCCAUGCACGCUGUCUGCCUCCUCCCACUGUUCCUCCUCGCCAUGGCGGGGGCCCUGGGCAGCAGCAAGACCUUCCCCACCUUCUCGGUGACAGAUACCACGCUCACCCACCUGGCUGUGCACCGGGUGACCGGGGAGGUCUUUGUGGGCGCAGUGAACCAUGUCUUCAAGUUGGCCCCCAACCUGACUGAGCUGCGGGCCCACGUCACAGGGCCUGUUGAAGACAAUGCUCGCUGCUAUCCGCCGCCCAGCAUGCGUGUGUGCGCCCACCACCUGGCGCCUGUGGACAACGUGAAUAAGCUGCUGCUCAUAGACUAUGCAGCCCACCGCCUGGUAGCCUGUGGUAGCGUCUGGCAGGGCAUCUGCCAGUUCCUGCGCCUGGACGACCUUUUCAAACUGGGCGAGCCACACCACCGCAAGGAGCACUACCUCUCGGGGGCCCGGGAGCCCGACUCCAUGGCAGGUGUUAUUGUGGAGCAGGGCCAGGGGCCCAGCAAGCUGUUUGUGGGUACUGCUGUGGAUGGCAAGUCCGAGUACUUCCCUACCCUGAGCUCCCGCAAGCUUAUUGGUGACGAGGACGGCGCCGACAUGUUCAGUCUGGUGUACCAGGAUGAGUUUGUCUCCUCGCAGAUUAAGAUCCCAUCAGACACACUGUCCUUGUACCCUGCCUUUGACAUCUACUACAUCUAUGGCUUUGUGAGUGCCUCCUUCGUGUACUUCCUGACGCUGCAGCUGGACACCCAGCAGACACUGCUGGAUACGGCAGGGGAGAAAUUCUUCACAUCCAAGAUCGUGCGCAUGUGCGCAGGGGACUCGGAGUUCUACUCCUAUGUGGAGUUCCCCAUCGGCUGCUCCUGGCACGGUGUGGAGUACCGCUUGGUGCAGAGUGCCCACCUGGCCAAGCCUGGCCUGCUGCUGGCCCAGGCCCUGGGUGUGCCUGCCGAUGAGGAUGUCCUCUUCACCAUCUUCUCUCAGGGCCAGAAGAACCGGGCCAGCCCGCCCCGGCAAACCAUCCUCUGCCUCUUCACCCUCAGCAAUAUCAAUGCCCACAUCCGGCGCCGCAUCCAGUCCUGCUAUCGCGGGGAGGGCACGCUGGCCCUGCCCUGGCUGCUGAACAAGGAGCUGCCCUGCAUCAACACUCCCAUGCAGAUCAACGGGAACUUCUGUGGACUGGUGCUGAACCAGCCGCUGGGAGGCCUGCAUGUGAUUGAGGGGCUGCCCCUGCUGGCUGAUGGUGCGGACGGCAUGGCCAGUGUGGCUGCCUACACCUACCAGCAGCACUCAGUGGUUUUCAUCGGCACACGCAGUGGCAAUCUCAAGAAGGUGCGGGUCGAUGGCUUCCAGGAUGCUCACCUGUAUGAGACGGUGCCUGUAGUGGAUGGCAGCCCCAUACUCCGAGAUCUGCUCUUCAGCCCUGACCAUCAACACAUCUACCUCCUGAGUGAGAAGCAGGUGAGCCAGCUCCCAGUGGAGACGUGUGAGCAGUACCCGAGCUGUAUAGCCUGCCUGGGCUCGGGGGACCCACACUGUGGCUGGUGUGUGCUGCAGCACAGAUGCUGUCGCAAAGGGGCCUGUCCAGGUGCCUUGGCCCCACAUGGCUUUGCUGAGGAGUUGAGCAAGUGUGUCCAAGUGCGGGUCCAGCCCAACAAUGUGUCAGUGACAUCACCUGGGGUACAGCUGACCGUGGCCUUACACAACGUGCCCGACCUCAGUGCGGGGGUGAGCUGUGCCUUUGAGGAAGUGACGGAGAGUGAAGCCAUCCUGCUGCCCUCUGGGGAGUUGCGCUGCCCCUCCCCAUCCUUGCAGGAGCUCCAGGCUCUCACCCAGGGGCAUGGGGCUUCCCGCACUGUGCAGCUGCAGCUGCUCUCCAAGGAGACUGGUGUGAGGUUUGCUGGGACUGACUUUGUUUUCUACAACUGCAGCAUUCUCCAGUCGUGCAUGUCCUGCGUUGGCAGCUCUUACCCCUGCUGGUGGUGUAAGUACCGCCAUGUGUGUACCAGCCACCCCAGCGAGUGCUCCUUCCAGGAAGGCAGGGUCCGUAGCCCUGAGGGCUGCCCUGAGAUCCUGCCCAGUGGGGACCUCUUGAUCCCAGUUGGUGUCAUGCAGCCUCUUACCCUGCGGGCCAAGAACCUGCCGCAGCCCCAGUCAGGCCAGAAGAACUAUGAGUGUGUGGUCCAGGUGCAGGGCCGGCAGCAGCGUGUGCCCGCCUUGCGCUUCAACAGCAGCAGCCUGCAGUGCCAGAAUGCCUCGUACUCCUAUGAAGGCGAUGAGUAUGGUGACACCGAGCUGGACUUCUCUGUGGUCUGGGAUGGAGAUUUCCCCAUCGACAAGCCUGCCACCUUCCGAGCUCUGCUAUACAAGUGCUGGGCCCAGCGGCCCAGCUGCGGCCUCUGCCUUAAGGCUGACCCCCGCUUCAACUGUGGCUGGUGUGUCUCAGAGCACAGGUGCCAGCUGCGGGCCCACUGCCCAGCCCCCAAGACCAACUGGAUGCACCUGAGCCAGAAGGGCACCCGCUGCAGCCACCCCCACAUUGCCCAGAUCCACCCACUCAUGGGGCCCAAGGAGGGAGGCACCCGAGUCACCAUCGUGGGCGAGAACCUGGGCCUUACCUACCGAGAGGUGGGCCUGCGGGUGGCUGGUGUUCGCUGCAACUCCAUCCCUGCUGAGUAUGUCAGUGCCCAAAGGAUUGUGUGUGAGAUGGAGGAGUCGCUUGUGCCCAGCCCGCCGCCAGGGCCUGCGGAGCUCUGUGUAGGUGACUGUUCUGCUGACUUCCGCACACAGUCUGAGCAGCUCUACAGCUUUGUGACCCCGACGUUUGACCAUGUGAGUCCCAGUCGGGGCCCAGCGUCUGGGGGCACAAGGCUGACUAUCUCUGGGAGCUCUCUGGAUGCCGGCAGCAGGGUCACAGUGACCGUGAGAGAUGGCGAGUGCCAGUUCGUGAGGAGAGACGCUGAGGCGAUUGUGUGUAUCUCGCCUGUCUCUACCCUGGGACCCAGCCAGGCUACCAUCAGCCUGGCCAUCGACCGUGCCAACAUCUCCAGUCCUGGAGUUCUCUACACUUAUACCCAGGACCCCACUGUCACUCGCCUUGAGCCCACCUGGAGCAUCAUCAACGGAAGCACUGCCAUCACUGUGAGUGGAACACACCUGCUGACGGUUCAGGAGCCCCGGGUCCGGGCCAAGUACCGAGGCAUCGAGACUACCAACACAUGCCAGGUGAUCAACGACACUGCCAUGCUGUGUAAGGCCCCUGGCAUCUUCCUGGGGCGGCCCCAGCCACAGGCCCAGGGUGAGCACCCUGAUGAGUUUGGCUUCCUGCUGGACCAUGUGCAGACGGCCCGCUCCCUCAACCGGUCCUCCUUUACCUACUACCCUGACCCCAGCUUCGAGCCGCUUGGGCCCUCCGGUGUUCUGGAUGUCAAGCCUGGCUCCCAUGUAGUGUUGAAGGGCAAGAAUCUGAUCCCUGCAGCAGCUGGCAGCUCCCGCCUCAACUACACGGUGCUGAUCGGGGGCCAGCCUUGCAUACUCACUGUCUCAGACACACAACUCCUGUGCGACUCACCCAGUCAGACAGGCCGCCAGCCUGUUAUGGUGCUGGUGGGCGGUCUGGAGUUCUUGUUGGGCACCCUGCACAUCACGGCAGAGCGGGCACUGACCCUACCGACCCUGGUGGGGCUGGCCGCAGGGGGCGGGCUCCUGCUGCUGGCCAUCACGGCUGUGCUGGUCGCCUACAAGCGCAAGACUCAGGAUGCAGACCGCACACUCAAGCGGCUCCAGCUUCAGAUGGACAGCCUGGAGUCCCGUGUGGCCCUGGAAUGCAAGGAAGCCUUUGCUGAGCUGCAGACAGACAUCAAUGAGCUGACAAACCAUAUGGAUGGGGUCCAGAUCCCUUUCUUGGACUACCGGACCUAUGCUGUGCGUGUGCUCUUUCCGGGCAUUGAGGCCCACCCAGUGCUCAGGGAGCUGGACACUCCCCCCAAUGUCGAGAAGGCCUUGCGCCUUUUCGGGCAGCUGUUGCAUAGUCGCGCCUUCCUGCUCACCUUCAUCCAUACACUGGAGGCCCAGAGCAGCUUCUCCAUGCGUGACCGUGGCACCGUAGCCUCGCUCACCAUGGUGGCCCUGCAGAGCCGCCUUGAUUAUGCCACGGGGCUGCUCAAGCAACUGCUGGCAGACCUCAUAGAGAAAAACCUCGAGAGCAAGAACCACCCAAAGCUGCUCCUGCGCAGGACCGAGUCAGUGGCUGAAAAGAUGCUUACCAACUGGUUCACGUUCCUGCUGCAUAAGUUUCUCAAGGAAUGCGCUGGGGAGCCGCUUUUCCUGCUCUACUGCGCCAUCAAGCAGCAGAUGGAGAAGGGACCCAUUGACGCCAUCACGGGCGAGGCGCGGUACUCGCUGAGCGAGGACAAGCUCAUCCGGCAGCAGAUCGAUUACAAGACGCUGACCCUGCACUGUGUGUGUCCGGAGAGUGAGGGAAGUGCUCAGGUCCCAGUGAAGGUUCUCAACUGCGACAGCAUCACCCAGGCCAAAGACAAGCUUCUGGAUGCUGUGUACAAGGGCCUCCCGUACUCCCAGCGGCCCAGAGCUGAGGACAUGGACCUAGAAUGGCGCCAGGGCCGCAUGGCUCGCAUUGUCCUCCAGGAUGAGGAUGUCACCACCAAGAUCGAGUGUGACUGGAAGAGGGUCAACUCACUGGCCCACUACCAGGUAACAGAUGGUUCCUUGGUGGCACUGGUGGCCAAACAAGUGUCUGCCUAUAACAUGGCCAACUCCUUCACCUUUACUCGUUCCCUCAGUCGCUACGAGAGCUUGCUCCGUACAGCCAGCAGCCCCGAUAGCCUCCGCUCGCGGGCACCCAUGAUCACGCCCGACCAAGAGACAGGUACCAAGCUGUGGCACCUGGUGAAGAACCAUGAUCACACCGACCACCGUGAGGGGGACCGUGGCAGCAAGAUGGUCUCAGAGAUAUACCUGACGCGGCUACUGGCUACCAAGGGCACACUGCAGAAGUUUGUGGAUGACCUCUUUGAGACCGUGUUCAGCACGGCACAUCGGGGCUCAGCUCUGCCUCUGGCCAUCAAGUAUAUGUUCGACUUCCUGGAUGAGCAGGCUGACCAACGCCAGAUAAGUGACCCUGACGUGCGCCACACGUGGAAGAGCAAUUGCCUGCCGCUGCGCUUCUGGGUGAAUGUGAUCAAGAACCCGCAGUUCGUGUUUGACAUCCACAAGAGCAGCAUCACAGAUGCCUGCCUAUCAGUGGUGGCCCAGACCUUCAUGGACUCCUGCUCCACAUCGGAGCACCGCCUGGGCAAGGACUCGCCAUCCAACAAACUACUGUAUGCCAAGGACAUCCCCAACUACAAGAGCUGGGUGGACAGGUACUACCGGGACAUAGCGAAGAUGGCACCCAUCAGUGACCAGGACAUGGAUGCCUACUUGGUGGAGCAGUCCCGUCUCCAUGCCAGCGACUUCAGUGUCCUUAGUGCACUCAGUGAGCUCUACUUCUAUGUCACCAAGUACCGCCACGAGGUUCUCACCGCCCUGGACCGAGACGCCUCCUGUCGCAAGCACAGGUUGCGCCAGAAGCUGGAACAGAUCAUCAGCCUCUCCUCCGGCCACAGCUAAGGGUGGCGGAACCGGUGAGGAGGGGGCUUCCCGGUGCUGAGCCGGCCUCGUCGCGAAGGCCGGCUGAUGCCUGGGUCUCGCGGCUGAGCCAUGGGCCAGGGGGGCACGGGGGAGGUCACCGGGCCCCACACCUGGGCCCCCUUCAUUAGUGCCUUGCUUGGGGCCCUGCGAGGGAGCGGGGAUGAUGGGGCCGAGCCCCCCACCCCAGCAGCAGCAAUACGCCCACCCUCCUGCCCUCGGGGCCGGGUGUUGUCACAGCCACCGCCCUCCUUGCUAUUUAUACCCCCCUCCCGCCCCCUAUUUAUUUAACUUAUCUCCUCCGCACCUCCUGGCCCGGGUCUGUAAAUAAUUACGUGGCGUCCAGCACCGCCCCCGCCGCUGUGUCACCAACCUCACUCACCUCCAUUGUGACAGUCAGCCGGGGCCUGGCCCCUGGCCCCACCUCACCCUUGCCACGGCGGCCCCAACAGUCUGAGGAGGGGGCCUUGGCAGCAGCAGCAUUUGGGGUGGGGCGGCGUGCCUGCAGACCGGGGCUGUGCCAGGGGUUCCCCCCGCGGCUGGGCCACAGUGUGCCCUCCACACGCGCGCGUCAGGCCGUGCGUCCUGGCAGGGCCGGCUGGCUCGCUCCCGUCCCCGAGUCGCUGGAGCGCUACUGCCAGGCAGGCGCGGGAUGGCCCUGGGCCUGGGCGCUGUGCGGCUCUCCUCGCGAAGUACUGCCGAACUUGCUCAGCGCGGCCUGCCCGCGGCCCGGAGCCCCUCGUCCUGAGCUGCCCUGUCCCGCGCCCGCCCCAAGGGGCCCAGGCGGCCGUGCCUUACUCCUUCGUUCUGCUUCCCCUGAGGAACCUGGCCGCCGUCCCGUGGCCCCGGCAGCUCAGUUGUCUCUGCGUUUGGGGCAUAGCUUUCUCUUUGUGCGGGUAACUUUUAUUUUUCCUUCCUCAUUAAACAUUGGGAAAACGGA
Manis javanica (Malayan pangolin) is the source of this 6851-nucleotide messenger RNA. It is a transcript of the gene PLXNA3, whose product is annotated as plexin A3. Gene Ontology annotation, biological process: regulation of cell migration; semaphorin-plexin signaling pathway. The record is from RefSeq and is a predicted model, not a curated record. Gene Ontology annotation, molecular function: semaphorin receptor activity; protein binding. NCBI's taxonomy places the organism in Eukaryota, Metazoa, Chordata, Mammalia, Pholidota, Manidae. Gene Ontology annotation, cellular component: plasma membrane; semaphorin receptor complex.